AUGCAACGCAGAGGAAGCUACGAUGACGAUGAUGCUGACGAUCGCUUCUCGUUGGACCUGGCCUCUCCUUUGCUGCUGCAGCAGCAGCAGCAGCAGCAGCUGCAGCAGAAGCAGCAGCAACGCAAACUGCAGCAGCAGCAGCAGCAGCAGCACGGGAGAAAUGGUCUUCAUGAGGGGGGACGAGAAACAGCAAACUCAGCUGUGGCGCUGCUAGAGAGUGUUGUAGAACUGGAGAUGGAGCGUAUUGGUGCUCAUCGAGAUAUAAAACACUACCAGGAGGAGCUGCUGUUCCUGCAGCAGCAGGUUGCUGCAGCAGAAGCAGACUUGCGGGCUCUUGCUGAUGCAGCAGAUGGCACGCGCAUGCAGCAGCAGCAGCAGCAGCAGCAGCUCGAAGCGCUAGACGCAGAAAGGAGGUAA
Molecule: messenger RNA, 417 nt
Organism: Eimeria mitis
Lineage: Eukaryota; Apicomplexa; Conoidasida; Eucoccidiorida; Eimeriidae
Exons: 2
Coding region: 1-417 (138 amino acids)
Source: RefSeq, a predicted model, not a curated record